ACAAAUCCACGGCUCGCUCAAAACAGGAUGGACAUCAGGAAUCUGCUCUUGGCUUUAUCGUGAUACGUUCUUCUUCGGCAGCCUCUCUUCCUACCAUCGACUAUCCUUCCUGCGUCAUUAUCGACCUCGUAAAGAGCUGCUCCAGCUCCAGGACUAGGCGAUCAUCAUGGCUUAUGCCUACGCUCAGCCUGGCGUGGUCGUGGCUCAUCCCGGUCAAUCUCAGAUGCAGUUCCAGUCGGCUGCCCAGGCGAGACAGUAUCAACAGCAGCAACAAGCACAGAUCCUGCAUCAACAACAGCUACAACAACAUCACGAGCAGCAGCAGCAGCAACAACAGCAGAUGCAGAUGCAAAUACAGUAUCAGCAACAACACCCAUCGCACCAGAUGCCACAGGGAAACGUCGUCAUGGUCAACGGCUACCCUCGACCCUCGAAUUCGGCUGUCCAGCACGGUCAUGCUCAUCCUUCCCAGGAAUACGCCGUACCGUUCUCGACGACCCAAUACGCCGAGCACCAACCUGUAGCUGGUCCUUCUCACCCAGCUGGACAACAGGUGCACGGCCAUCAGCAGGUCCAGAUGGCCGUUCCCGCAGGUAUGACGCUGCAGAGGACAUCACAGGGCAGGAUGAUCGUCGUCCCGCUACCCGUACCCCACCCUUCCCAUCCAGAAGGAGCAGCUCCGAAUGGAUACGCACAUCCAUCACAACCUCAACCUCAAUCUUUAUCAGCUCGACCCGGUCUCCAAUUGACACCUCAGAACCAGUUUCACACGCCUAUCCAACCUCAAUCGCAACAUUCGGGUUAUACGGCCACUCCACGUACUCAGCCUACACCGGGUUUGAUUCCAGGGACAGUCGCCAGGGUACCAACGAGCGCUGCGGACGUACUCGGAUCUGCCUUGAGUCAAGGUCCUCUGGAACACCCGACGACCGGUGUAGGGGGUACGAAUCCUGGUCCUUCUGGUCAUCCGGAUGAGAUCGUCAUGAUCGACGGUCAAGCCUAUUCGGCCCGGACUGUACGGGAACGUCAAGCGGUCCACCGGCAUAAUAUGAUGGUCCACCAGCAGCAGCAGCAACAGCAGCAGCAGCAACGUCAGAUGGAGCAAGAACAGCUCGAGUUGGAACGACAGCAUGAACUGAGGGCGAGGCAGCAGGAGCUGUCCGAUGCCGAGGAGCAGGCGGAGGCGGAGAUGCAGAUGCAGCUUCAUCUUCAACGCCAAGCGCAGGCUCAGGCUCAGGCUCAGGCUCAAGCUCAAGCUCAGGCUCAUGCGCAGGCGACGGCCAGAUUGCAGCAAGAGCAGCUGAUACAGGAUCGGGACCGGGACCGGGCGUUGCAGAUGCAACAACAGCAAAGGCAGAAACUGCAGCAAAUGCAGUUGGAACAGCGGCAACAGGAGCAACAGCAGCAACAGGCUCAACAGCGACAACAGAAGCUUGGACAAGUCCCGAAUGGGGUUUAUGGGGCACAGCAACAAUCACCUGCGAGGGUCCAGCCUGGGCAGGCGGGUCCGUACCAUACGCUCCGUGGACAUGGUCAAAUGCAGGAAUCCCCCGUCGUCCCGAUCCCUGUUCAAAGCGAAGCCCAGAUCCAGCAGAUGCGGGAAAUUCAAGCUCAGCAGAUGAGGGAGAUACAAAUUCGGCAGCAGUCGAAUUCGACGCCCUCUGAACAACAUGCAAUACAGGUGAGGGCAGGGCAGAUCUCGACGGCCGAAGCUAUGGCCAUGCGGGAUCGAGAGAGGGAGAUGCGGAGUGCUAUGCAAGGACCGACGGAUACUCCGGUCCAGUCGAGGUACGCAUCGGGUCAACGCAUGAUACCAGGUUCGGCUAUGAGCACUCCUGCCGGUCCUGGUCCCGGUUCAGAGAUGGCUAGUACCGCCUUGAGUACACAUUCUCAGCCGCCAAGCCAAGCUGGAUCUGCGGUUCGGUUGGCGCAGAUGCAAUUACAAGCCGGGUUGGGUUUGGGUAUGCCUGCAAAGAGGGAGGCCGUCGACGCUUCCAGUGCAGCUGGGUAUCCGCCUCCAAGAGCCAUAACCAUGGUCAUGCAUGGGGAAGAGAAACCGGCAGGGGCGACCAGUCCGAACUUUGAGACCGAGCCUAGGGAGUUUCGACUCCCGACCGCUCGACUGGUCUCACACAGCCCGAUGGCGCCUGGUCGGCCAGGCGUAGUGGGAACGCAUCCUGGGGACAGGCAACCGAGUCAUGUACCAGUAUACGGCGACAUGGAGGGUGUGCCGCAAUUUAUGCCUAGCGGGAUCACGAUCGGUUUGCAGGACGAGCAGGGUAUCGUCAGCGGGGUUGAAGAGGAUGCUGGAAUGAUGGUGCAUCCGGCGAUGAACUUUGGUCAGGCGACACUACGGAUGAUGCAGUUCUUUGAGCGAGUGAAAGACGCCUCAGAGAGCGUGUACUUUUCCGCUUACCAGCUGCUGGUAUCGGAGUACUUCCUCGACCAGGCGGUGCUGGAGUUGACAUUGACUGGAGCGGAAUCUAGAGAAUUCUCCAUGCCGCAAUACCUCCUGCCACGUUUCUUCAGCACGGUUCGUGGACAUGAAGCGGUCCGGACCGCUUGGAAUAUCGCCAACCCUCGGGAAACAUACGUCGAAGAUCCCGAACUACCGGCUCCCGUCGCAGAAGGCAGUCCUCAAGGAGUCGCCCUCGAGAGUUCAUCCUUGUCAUGGUCCAAAUACAUGGCAAACGGAGCCGUCGUCAUCUCGCAUGGAGCAUGUCGUGCGAUCUGGACGCUGGAACCGAUGACCGGCAUACUCAAAAUGCACCGCUUGGAAUUGGCUUUGCGGGCCAAUGACGACCUCGUCUUCCGCUCGGCAAUACAAGUGACGCAGCAGACGCCGAGACUGGCUUCCCAGUUGCAAGUUCGCAUGGAGCAUUUCGACGGGGACGAAUCGAUCUCCGCCUCGCCUCAGGAACAGUUCCAGGUAAAGGUUGAGGAACGGCUUGGAGACAUGAUCCCCUUGUCGACACCUCCCAUAUCAAUCGAUAGCUGCAAGACAGACCAGUCUCCUCAGCAGGGUGAUGGGGGACAGGAUCAGCGCAAAUUGCUGGAAGCGGGCGAGAUUACGCUCAACGGAUCAGGUCAACGGUCGCUAACGGGUUCGCGGCAACAAAGCCAUAGCGAAACCGGAGAACUCGUGGCCGAAAAUUACAGCGAGAGCCAUAUGACACGGCAGGUGCGGCAGUCGAGCGGGGUGCGGGUGAAUAUACCGGCGAACCCGCUGGAUCAGUAUGGGAUGAGCGCGUCAUCGCUUAGGUUCCUCGAUUUGGCGAGCACUUUCCUAGGUAUGGUCCCGCUCUUCGACUUGAGCCUUAGAGAGCGCAUCAGCCCAAAAGUCGCCCUGCAACAAGCCGUAGCCCGAGACCGAGUCGGAUUGACAAACAAGAGUGCGAUACAGCCUCUCGACGAGGACUCGCCCGGUUCAGACCAGAACGACGGGAUGGUGCUGGCCGAUGCGCAGCAACAGCACAUCAUGCCCGCCAACGGGUUACAGCCGGCUCAUCCCGUCCUAUCUAUCCGGACCAACAACUUGACGCCGACACCCAUGUUCACGAGCGCUUUUACGACGACACCGCUCUCUACCUAUCCUCCCCUUACGCCCCAGAACCAGCCGACCCCUGGUGGUAUGGCCCUGGUCGUCGGAGGCACACCUCGUCAUUCGGUGGACGAGAUGUCUGCGACCCCCUUUUCCUCCUAUCACGGGUCUCAGAACGGGACGCAAUCACAGCAAGGCAAACUCAAACGCAAGCUGGAUCGAUCUGUGGACUAUCAGGAGGAGGGUGGGGAUGUUCCCGGAAUCGCCAGACAGCAAUCGCAAAAACGGGUCGCCCCGAACGCCAGAAAACAAUCAAGCACCAGCACGGUGAAUGAAAUAUAGAAACGCCAUGCCUCGCCCCUCAUUCCGGAAAUCUCUCGACCAUUCUUACGACUCGACCUACGCUCUAUAAGGGCAAUGAUAAACGGUCGCCA
Filobasidium floriforme is the source of this 3975-nucleotide messenger RNA. RefSeq lists its product as uncharacterized. NCBI's taxonomy places the organism in Eukaryota, Fungi, Basidiomycota, Tremellomycetes, Filobasidiales, Filobasidiaceae. The transcript has 7 exons. The coding region runs from base 167 to 3883 and encodes 1238 amino acids. The record is from RefSeq and is a predicted model, not a curated record.